Molecule: messenger RNA, 1845 nt
Organism: Cryptomeria japonica (Japanese cedar)
Lineage: Eukaryota; Viridiplantae; Streptophyta; Pinopsida; Cupressales; Cupressaceae
Exons: 8
Coding region: 86-1243 (385 amino acids)
Biological process (GO): methylation
Molecular function (GO): methyltransferase activity
Source: RefSeq, a predicted model, not a curated record
AUAAAUUUCAAAAUAUCGUACUAAACGUUUAUAGCUGUUAGUGGCUCCAACAAGAUUUGGGCUGUCAAAUAUAGCGAAUUCAAAUAUGGAAAACCUGCGAAAGCGCGAUGUAAUUUUACAGACAGUUUCUCAAGCUUUCGCUCACAGACUUGUACUUUAUGCAUCUUCUGCAACCCUUUCUGCUUUUCCACGAGAAAAUAUUUUUUGUGAUGGUGCUGAGGAAUUGGGUUCUGUGGAAUCAGAAUAUAAUGGCCCAUGCUUGGUGCUCUUGCGGAAUUGCAGAUUAGCAGCUCAAGCACUUGUGGAGCAUAUCCGGUCAACUUUCCUCCGUGGGUACAUCAUGAGAAUAUACUGGUGCCAAUAUAGUGUCUCUAGCAAAACUCAAAUGAUCUCACACAUCAGGUCAUUAGUGGAGCUUUUGAGGGAUAGCGGAACAACUUCAGUUUAUAGCAGUGGAUUUGUGAAUGAUGAAAAGAUUCAGGAAAAGGAACAUGGUAGACCACAAAAUGCAUUGGGUACUUAUGAUGAUACUCAAUUGAAAUUCAGACUGCAAACACAUCCCAGAGGACUUGCAGAAUCGCUACUGGAUGAGCUACCAGAACUUGAAUGCAGUCUUCAUGAUUUUACAUACAGUAUAUAUGUGGUUGAGAUUGAUAGUACUUUUCACUAUGGAAUAGACAUUGGCUCAAACAUGUAUCUGCUGGGACCUAAUAGAGAAGCUCUUUCCAAGGGCUGUGUAUCUAAAGCCUCCACCAAAAUAGAGGAGGCAUUACAUGUUUUCAACUUGAAGCUACAGGAAAGCAUGCUUGUUCUUGAUGUAGGAGCAGCACCAGGAGCAUGGACAGAAUACUUGAGUCGAUAUGCAACUAGUGUUUUGGCAAUAGAUCCUGGGAAGCUUUGUAUCGGAGCCCAGAAGUCAAAUGUCAGCCAUAUUUGUAAGAAGGUGGAAUAUGCACAUGGAGAACUUCAAGCUUGGACAAGAACUAGAUCCUUUGACCUGUUGGUUUGUGAUAUUAACAAGCAUCCUGUUGAGGCUGCAGAAAUAAUUGCUGCAUUGCUACCAUAUUUGAGAUCUGGUGGUAGCCUUAUCUUGACAUUGAAAUUCUAUGGACGUGGCAAAUUCAAGGACUCUAAGAUCAAUGAGAUCUUUGAUAUCUUUCAUGGCCGUUUGGUAGAGAUGGAAUGUAUUUGGCUCAUGGCAAACAGUAUAUAUGAAAGAACAUUCUUUGGCAAAAAAUCAUAAUUCAAUGUUAUAAUUUCAAUAUGUUUAUCCUUGAUUGGAAAAAAAUUCUUUAUUCUCCUGAACUUCAAUCUAGCAGCGCUGAUCUGUAAGGUUAUUUAUCAAUUCAUUAACUAUUUUUGACAAGCUCAACAAUAUAGCUGAUGGGACAGGUAUGUGUUGCAAAUGAUUUAUAAUUGCUGUUUUCAACAAAUUCUUUGUUACCAAUGAAGUUUUAAAUUUAUCUGAUUUUGCUUGCAAAUGAGUCGGAAUGCUCAAAAAAAUUGCGAGUCCUGGAGUUUCUUCAGCAGAAGAUUUGACAUUCUCUGAAAAAUUGUCAAAUGUGGAAGAUGAUUGAAAAUUUUAAAAUACAAUAGAGAGGUUAUCAUAAAGGGUCAAGAUAUGGCAGAAGUAUGGAAGUAAUUUGAUGAGGAUUAAGCUAGCAGAGCUGCAAUAUAUCUUCUAGAGAAUUUAUGUAUGCUUUGUCAGUAUUUUCUAGUCCAUGGGAAUUUAUGGGUUGACCAUUUAAAUGUUUGUGAUUUUUGUUCAUAAGUAAUUUGUAGGAAAAGUUGUAUAGAAAAAGUGAUAAGUUGUCUUUUGGGUCUCAUAACAACAAUUUCUUUGUG